AUGCCUACAUUGUACAUGUAUCACCAAAGCAAACUACAACUGAAGAUGAUUUGGAUAGUACUACUUAGCACAUUGAUUUGUGUAAACGCAUACGUUAAUUUAGCGCUUAAAAAACCAACAUUUGAGCAAAAUCCCCUUUCCGAUACCCUCGCUAAAUCAAGCAAUGCUGUGGAUGGACUAAAGUCUAAUCUAGUCUACCAUGGUGGAGAAUGCUCAACAUCAAUGCCCGGAAGAAGUGCCACCUGGUGGGUGAAUCUAACCACUGUUUACAGCAUCAAUAAUAUCCGGGUAUAUAUGCUACAGGUAGUAUCAAAUUCCACUAAAGGACGCUACUUGGGAUUUUCUAUAUACGUCUCAAACACACCCAACAAGUCAGAUGGUGUAUUAUGCUACAAGGACAGCAAUUUUACUGUUGUCACCUUUCCAGAAGUCCUUGAUACCCCGUGCGAUUCGUCUGGACAAUACGCCAUUUAUCACAACGAGAGACUAUCCAACGUUACCUACCCUGAUGACUAUUAUUAUACAGUAACCAACGGACUUUGCGAGGUUGAGGUGUAUGGGUGUCCUGUACCUGGUUAUAACGGUGCUGAUUGCAACAUUUCUUGUUAUGACGCCGAUUGCCGUAAAAGUCAUGUCGAGACGGGCACCUGUCAGGGAUGUUUCGGUUUUGAAGAUAAAACGAACUGCAAAUAUGAACAAAUGGAUGGAAUAUUUUGGAGUACUACCAUUUCGGGAAAAACGUUAGAAGAACCGUGCUCUGGAAAUCAAAAAGGAGUGGCAACAAGAUUAUGUGAUGAAAAUGGAGAAUGGGAACUUCCUAACUUUAUCAACUGCACCAACAAAGCUCUGGCGAAUGCAUCAUUACUUUUGGAUGCUAUCAUCGCAAAUGAAACACGGGAUAAAUUCAGAAUCCAAGAGACAGUUAACAAUACUCUACAACUGAUGAAAAACCUGACAACAUCGACCAGUGGAAUCAGUGCUGGGUAUCUGAGCUCCUCUCUGGACGUUUUGGAGAAGAUUGUCACAGUAACAAACGCUACGGGAUCAGUUAUCGAAAAAGAGGUGUUUUACGCUGUUAUUGAUAAUAUUUUGUCACCCAACAAUAUGAACUCUUGGACAGCUGUUACCGAAAAGACAGAAAAAGACCCAAGUUUUCUUUUAAACAACAUGGACCGUUUCAGCGAGAUAACACUCCAAAACGACAACAUAACAGCAACUGAAUUUGUCGGAUCCAAUCUUGAGCUGGUUAUCAACCGUACAAAAAUCGAUAAAACAGGAAUACGUUUUCCGGACGAAGAAUUGAGCAACGUUUCUCAAAACUCAGAAGACAUCCUUACCUUUCUACAGUUACCAAAACAAGCCUUUACUGCUACAAAAGAAAUCGGCUAUAUUGCCAUUCUGUAUAAAACAAUGUCAGCCAUAUUGGGAUCUGAUCCUAAAAGAAGAGAGUUGAAAGGUGAACAAGUGGACAAAUCUCAGCAAAGAUCCUUUGUCAAUUCCCCUAUAUUGUCCCUCACGACACAGAGAGACCUAGGAGUGUUGGAUCCACCUCUCAAUCUUAUGUUUAGACACACUGUGAAAAAUGAGUCUACCGAAGCACACGCUGUAUGUGUCUCCUGGGAUUUUAAUCUAAAUAAAUGGUCAGAGGAAAGAUGCACUGUGAACCAAACAGAUCGUCGAAGAACAGUUUGCGAUUGCAACCAUCUCACAAACUUUGCUAUUUUAAUGAGACCAUACAUUCCGGUAACAGAAGAUAGCUCAUUCUUAGAAACGAUGUCUCUUGUUGGAGUAGCUCUCUCCAUAGCUUUUACGUUUCUCACUUCGUUAAUUUACAUCCUGACAUGGAAAUUUAUCAAAAGUGACAAAAACUUCAUGAUGUUGAAUAUUUGUGGAUCUUUAGUACUGUCAUAUGCAAUGUUUUUAUCAUCGGUGGAACAGACAGCGAAUGAGGUUGCUUGCGUCGCGAUAACGGCCAUUAUCCACUACCUUUUCUUAGUGACCUUCUUCAGUAUGCUUGGAUUAGGUGUAUAUUACUUCAUGAGUAUUACAGUGACUUACUAUGCCCUACAUAUUGCUAACAACUUCAAGUCGAAAUCAAGGCUUCAUUUGUUUUUGGGCGGAAUCUGGGGUAUUCCGGUCAUUAUUACUGCAACAAAUCUUGGAGCGUUUUUGGGUAAAGGAUACCACCUAAAGUCGUACUGCUGGUUGUCCAUAGAAAGUGGCUCUCUCUAUUUGUUUAUAAUUCCUGUCUGUCUGAUUAGUUUGAUCAACAUUUUUAUAAUUGUUUCACUUUUGAGGGUGUUGUUUGCUUCAAGCAUAGUGGCAAGGUCUUCACUGCAGAGGAAAGCGUCAUCCGGUCUGCGGUCACUCGGAACACUUCUGCCAGUUCUAGGAGUGACUUGGCUGUUCGGAAUCCUGGCAAUUAACGAUAACGCAGUUGUGUUUCAGUAUUUGUUUGUCAUUGUAAAUUCACUGCAGGGGGUUUUAAUUUUUGUUUCACACGUUCUGUUCGACAAAAAGGUGAGACAGGGCAUAAGGAAUAAAUACCCGAGUUUCAGUACAAUAUUCAGUUUCGCUGAGCGAGGGACAAAGGAAACUUCUCUAGGUUCGCAAAGUCCUUCGACAUCUAAAUCAAAUGCACCAUCAAUGAAACCUAAGAAAAAGAGUAUGAUGAAAAGAUUUUGGCAUACCAAAGCGAAGGAAUCUGAAUCAUUAGUGUUAGAAAAAACAAUGUCUACAGAUUGUCCACAAAGUGUAUCUUGUGAAAAAAGAAACGAAACAAAUUCUGAUUAAACUUCUAAUUUUUGGAAUAAAAAGAGAACUGUUGCAGACCUGUGGGAAUAAACUGUUUUAACAUUCAGUUACAUAUAAUUGUAAAUGUUAAAUCAAAUUUUACUUUUAUUUUUUACUUGGAUGUUUAAUAUCAAUUUGUGUAGUAUCUAAUAAAGAUGAUUUAAAAGUAUUUUUACGAUCGAAUGUCAAAGUUUAUUGCUUAACUUCAUUUAUAGCUCAUUUUAACUGAAAGCUUGAAUGCUUUUCUGACGAAUUUUUGUCCGGCGUCAGUCUGUCCGUCCGUCCGACUGUCUGUCCAUUUGUCGGUCCAUCCGGCCGUAGAUUUUGUUACGUUUUCGACCAGAACCACUAGGCCAAUUUUAAACCAAACUAGGCACAAAAUAUUAUUAGGUAAAGGGGAUUCAAGUUUGUUGAAAUCAAGGUCUACGCUCUCUUUCAAGGGGAGAUAAUAAAGAAUAAUUAAAAUCUGUAGGCAUUUUUCAAAAAUCUACUUCUAAAAAAGUGUUUGCCCAAAAAAUAUGAAACUCUUUCAGAAGCAUCCUUAGGGAGUGUAGGUUUAAAUUUGUUCCAAUGAUGAUACUUGUAACCUGUAGGGAAGCAUCCUGAGGUAGUGUAGAUUCACGUUUGUUUAAAUAUUAAUCCCCGGUCGUAAGGUGGAACCAAAAUUGAGUUUUGCUUUUUACAAAAAAAAAUGUAAAAAAAAAAAAUGCUUCUUAUCAAAUUACUGGCCAAAAAAGAAAUAAUUUGUAAGGGUGUUCCCUUAGGUAUUGUAGAUUCGCUUGUACAAUAAUGUGGGCAGGGUGAGACUUUCAGGGUCAGGUUUGUUUUAAUCCCCAGGGGUAGGUUUGGGACACAAUGUGUAGGGGGGUUGCAUCGAAUUUUUAGAAAAAAUAUUUUAAAAAACUAAUCUUUUAAAAUUUCUUAUAAAAACUAAUCGCAUAGAAGAGUUGUUAUUUGUGAAAGUAUCCACAUUGUGUAUAUUUAAGUUUAUCGCAAUAUUCGUGGGUAGGAUGGGACCACGUUAGAGGGGUUCAAGUUUUACACAGGAAAAAAAUUCAUAAUAUGCUCCAACAUUCAAAUGCUGUAAUACAUACGUAUUACCUUCAUCUUGACAUAUUGCUGUUUCUUGAUUGCUUAGACUG
This is a messenger RNA of Magallana angulata, 3935 nucleotides long. RefSeq names its product adhesion G protein-coupled receptor B1-like. The record is from RefSeq and is a predicted model, not a curated record. The transcript is spliced from 25 exons. Gene Ontology annotation, biological process: adenylate cyclase-activating G protein-coupled receptor signaling pathway; cell surface receptor signaling pathway; negative regulation of angiogenesis. Gene Ontology annotation, cellular component: membrane. The coding region runs from base 1 to 2793 and encodes 930 amino acids. Lineage: Eukaryota; Metazoa; Mollusca; Bivalvia; Ostreida; Ostreidae. Gene Ontology annotation, molecular function: G protein-coupled receptor activity.